CGUAUGCAAAGAGGUUAUUGAGGAAUCACGUGUACCCUGACAUGUUAGAGGCCAGACGUUGCAGGCAAUGACGAAGUUGUUCCUGGCUGUGCAUUGAGAAUUCAAGACUGCUCGAGCCCUGUCUUCGCUUUUAGCUGAUUUUCGCGACAAAAAGCAACGAUUUAUUGGAUUUUACCACAAAGGACAUUCGACAGAAGAUGUGUGCCCCAUCCGUGACAUAAUCUGAGGAAACCCACCGUAAAAACUUGCGUAAAAUGAAGUCAACGAUCCACUGGUUUCGGAAGGGGCUUCGGCUACACGACAACCCGAGUUUGCGAGAUGCUCUUCAAAUGCUCCAGCCUGGAGAUGUGUGGAGAUGUGUGUAUGUUUUGGACCCUUGGUUCGCUGGCAGCUCAAAUGUCGGAGUCAACAGAUGGAGAUUCCUCUUGCAGUGCCUGGAAGACCUUGAUGCCAGUCUGCGGAAGCUCAAUUCACGACUGUACGUCAUCAGAGGGCAGCCCACAGAUGUGUUUCCACGCCUCUUCAAGGAGUGGAAGGUCUCCUGUCUUUCGUUUGAAGAGGACUCGGAGCCGUUUGGUCGUGAACGAGACAUGGCCGUCAUGAAACUCGCCAAGGAGGCUGGAGUAAAGGUCAUUUUGCGGACGUCGCACACCUUGUACAAAUUACAAGACAUCAUUGAUGUGAACGGUGGGCAGCCACCGCUGACCUACAAGCGGUUCCAGGCCAUCCUAUCUAAGAUGGACCCUCCAGACCAGCCUGUAGACACCAUCACAGCAAGCACAGUGGACAAACUGACCACUCCUAUCCAAGAUGACCACGACGAAAAAUACGGAGUGCCGUCUCUUGAGGAGUUAGGUUUUGACACAGAUAACUUGAACCCUGUUGUGUGGCCGGGUGGGGAGACAGAAGCACUGACCAGACUGGAACGGCAUCUGGAGAGAAAGGCAUGGGUUGCAAGUUUUGAGAGACCGAAGAUGACAGCCUCCUCACUGUUAGCCAGCCCCACAGGACUGAGUCCAUAUCUCAGAUUCGGCUGCCUGUCUCCCAGAUUAUUCUACAAGAAGCUAACAGAGCUGUACAAGAAGGUAAAGAGAAGCAACCACCCUCCCUUGUCAUUGUACGGCCAGUUACUGUGGAGAGAGUUCUUCUACACAGCGGCUACGAACAACCCAAACUUCGACAAGAUGGUGAACAACACAAUCUGUGUGCAGAUCCCAUGGGAUAAAAACCCAGAGGCACUGGCCAAGUGGGCAGAGGGCCAGACGGGCUUCCCCUGGAUAGAUGCGAUCAUGUCGCAGCUACAGCAGGAGGGGUGGAUCCACCACUUGGCACGGCACGCUGUGGCCUGCUUCCUGACCAGAGGGGACCUGUGGAUCUCCUGGGAAGAAGGGAUGAAGGUGUUUGAGGAACUCUUGCUGGACGCUGACUGGAGCGUGAACGCCGGGAGCUGGAUGUGGCUGUCCUGCAGCUCCUUCUUCCAGCAGUUCUUCCACGUGUACUGUCCCGUCAACUUCGGCAGGCGGACCGACCCCAACGGGGACUUCAUCAGGAAAUACCUCCCCAAGCUGAGAGGGUUCCCUGCCAAGUACAUCUACGACCCGUGGAACGCUCCAGAGUCGGUGCAGAAGGCAGCUAAGUGCAUCAUCGGGAAGGACUACCCGCUGCCGAUGGUCAACCACGCAGAGACGAGCAGAAUCAACGUGGAGCGCAUGAAGCAGGUGUACCAGCAGCUAUCACGGUACAGGGGCGCAGGUACGCAAUGUCUCCUGGCCACCAUCCCCUACCCUGACGGAGGGAAUGGAAACCCGACGGGCCACAAGAAACACGCCCUGGUGCAGGGCAUGGAGAGGCCGCACGGCGAGAGAAGAGAAAGAGAACACGGACAGCCAGCUCACAUGCCUUUCUUAAAACGGCGCAGAUGGGAUAUCCGCUUUCAGGCUCCUGAGGCCAUAGACCAGUCAGAAGGCGACAUGAGCAACGUGGACUGAGCAGGGAAACACCAGGCUCACAAGGACAUGCUCACUUGCCAGGGCUAGGAACUGUACUAGCUUUUAUCUUGAAAGUUCAUCUGUGUUGGUAGAAGUCAUUAUGCAGCAAGUUUAAACUGUAAUUUCCAACACAAGAAAUUGGA
Branchiostoma belcheri (Belcher's lancelet) is the source of this 2131-nucleotide messenger RNA. RefSeq names its product cryptochrome-1-like. Bases 255 to 1988 code for a protein of 577 amino acids. Gene Ontology annotation, molecular function: FAD binding; DNA binding. Gene Ontology annotation, biological process: entrainment of circadian clock by photoperiod; negative regulation of DNA-templated transcription; circadian regulation of gene expression. Lineage: Eukaryota; Metazoa; Chordata; Leptocardii; Amphioxiformes; Branchiostomatidae. Gene Ontology annotation, cellular component: nucleus; cytoplasm. The transcript is spliced from 15 exons. The record is from RefSeq and is a predicted model, not a curated record.